GCCCACAUAUUACAGCUUAGUUCAAGGGAAUUCUACCUCUUUGAAUCACAGUCUGGACCUGAUGCCGGCUAUACUAACUAUUGGUACUACUGGCAAGAUAAUAGCAUUGAAGGGAAUGAAAAUGUGAUUCAAAAAUACCAGAAGAACCGACAAUCUCCAAGACAAUUUUUUGCUGUUGCAAGUAUUCCAAGAUCUUCUCUCAUCCUUGGAAACUGUGUGAAACCAUCCCCCUAGAAAAAUUCCAGAAUAUGUCUCUGACGUCAGCUUGGGAAUGAAAAUGUGAUUCAGAAAUACCAGAAGAAUCGACAAUCUCCAAGACAAUUUUUAAGAUGCAGCUUAUUAUUAAAACCAACCAAUUGUGUUACUAAUCUAUUUAUAAUUUGUUUGCUGUUGCAAUUAUUCCAAGAUCUUCUCUCAUCCUUGGAAACUGUGUGAAACCAUCCCCCUAGAAAAAUUCCAGAACACGUCUCUGACGUCAGCUUGGUGAAUUGUGACCUUAUAUCUGACAUAUUGUUGUAUAUAACAAAAUAUUGUUGCACAUAACAAAACAUUGUUGUAUAUAGCAAAAUAUUGUUGUA
Eurytemora carolleeae is the source of this 578-nucleotide messenger RNA. RefSeq lists its product as uncharacterized. Lineage: Eukaryota; Metazoa; Arthropoda; Copepoda; Calanoida; Temoridae. The record is from RefSeq and is a predicted model, not a curated record.